AAGGUGGGAAAGGUGGGAAAGGUGGGAAAGGUGGGAAAGGUGGACAACAAUGAACAAGGUGGACAAGAUGGACAGGGGGGACAGGGUGGGAUUGAGAAAAAAUUAAGCCACGGUGGCUUUAACAUGAACUGUUAAGAUGGUUCCAGCUAUGUAAAGCCACAUCUAUGACGUUCCUUAUUGGCCCCUCUACCUAGUUGAGUACUAGGUAUCCUAGUUAUCCCCAAUAACCCUGCGUUCUGCGUUCUGCGUUCUGCGUUAUCCUCUAAAGCUCCAUACCUACAUACAUAGUACCUACAUAAUAGCUCCAUUACUCCAUCGCUACCUGAUUCAGUUGACCAUGAGUUGUCCUUGCAGACCGACAUCGUGCCUAUUAUACCUAUUCUUUCUUUCCUAUUAACUGGAUUCCCCUUCAACAGCUUUACCUCGUACGAGCUUGACUACCUUAUUCAAACAUGGCGGAUAGAGGUCCUCCCAACUAUUAUAGGAUCCUAGAGGUCUCAGAGACAGCAACUACACAGCAAAUCCGAGAUGCCUAUAAGCGGGCAGCGCUCAAAACCCACCCUGACAGGGUCACUGCUGAUUCGCCUGAUCGCGCUGCUCGGACUCGCAAGUUCCAGCUUGUGAACGACGCCUACUAUACGCUGUCAAACCCGGAUAGACGGCGCGAGUAUGAUGGCCAGCGUAGGAUGUAUGCCGGAAGGCGUAGUGGUAGAAAGUACGCGGAUCCGUUCGAAGAGGCUUCGGCUGCCGACCCUGAAGAGUCUGUGCCCACCGGUAAUGGUACAGGAGGAGCACAAAACGCGUACUCAUGGGCGUGGAAUUUCUUCACAGGAGGCAACACCAGGUCACAGCCAAACGCACAGCGAGAGCGACAGCAAGCUGAGGAUGCUCAGUUCGGUGACGCGUUUGAGGAAAUGCUGCGUGAAGAGGGACUCGCCGAAGAUGGCAGCAAUACCCCCACGUCCAAGUUUUGGAGCAUUAUGGGUGCAGCAAGCGGCGGCGUGCUAGGGUUCAUCGUGGCUAAUAUGCCAGGUGCUGUGGCAGGCGCUAUGGCCGGUAAUCGAUUAGGCGCAGUCAGAGACACUAAAGGAAAAAGUGUGUACGAAGUCUUCCAAGACUUGCCACAGAAUGACCGAGCGAGGUUACUGGCGCAGCUAGCUACGAGGGUCUUUAGCCAUGCUGUUGGGAUUUAAUGACUUGGGCUUAGAUUACUGUUAUCUCCCUCUUUUGGUUGGGUUGACAUACGACGGGAAACGCCAAUAUUAUGAACCAUGCUUGUUAUUGACGAUGGAUGCGAGGAGUUAAGGGUAUAGACACUUACGAAAUAGGCAUUGAGAGUACAGGUAGGGUUAUUAGAUCCUAUUGAAUGGAAUAUACUAGCUUCGACGAAAUAGGGGAGGCGACUCGAUCUUUGACGGUCCAGGCUUCAAUAUGAUGGGGAUACUUAUCAAAGAAUAUCAUGACGGACAAUCUUCCUCUAGACAUACAUACAUAGCCGAUCUCAACUAGUGUAGGUUCAUUGACAUAAACUUUUUGGCGUAGCUAAAGUCAUGACCGUGCCUGUUUUGUGGCUGUUAUGAUACCAAAAUUUUCGUGAAUAUUCUAGAAAACUUCAAUGUCAUUCAUCAAAAUGUUGUAGAUUUC
Molecule: messenger RNA, 1644 nt
Organism: Hypoxylon fragiforme
Lineage: Eukaryota; Fungi; Ascomycota; Sordariomycetes; Xylariales; Hypoxylaceae
Product: DnaJ-domain-containing protein
Exons: 3
Coding region: 453-1193 (246 amino acids)
Source: RefSeq, a predicted model, not a curated record